AUGUCCGACCCAGACCCUGCUCCCAACGACGAGCCACCUGUUGGCGAGCAGAAGGCAGCAGUCGAGGAGCCGCCGACAAGCCACUAUCCGGUACUUUUGCCUGAUGAAAUUCACACGGAGAUUCAUCCGCUGACCUUGCCAAUUCUCCCCAUCAGAGUAAGAUUCAAUGAGGCGGCACGCCAGAAACGCCUUGAAAUUGUUGCAGAGCGACACUGAUCUCAUCACAAACCCGGUAUUCGGUGAAGAAAUGACGUUGGAGAACCAUCCGCUGAUAUAUUCGGAGCCGGAGUUCUCAACUGCUCGUUUUCUCACACCUGUGCCAAGUGUUCACGCAGUUGCAACAGGAGCUGCGAGUGUUGCUCCGAGUGAGGCGUCAGUCACUGUCGAAGCUGGCAGAAAAGCGCCAGGGUUCGUAGAAAUAUGGUUAUUAUUCGUUAAUUUUUUGUUGCAGGACUGCAAGAUUGAAAAGUGAGAUGGAGAUUCGAAAUCAGCACUACCAGAAACAAAAACAGUACGCAUCGACCAAAGAACCAAAAGCAAAACGUCUUACUGGUAUUGACUUUGAAGGUACAUAGCUGUAAAAUUUAGUGUCAAACUUUUGGUGUUUUCUCAGGAAUCCUUCACCUAAUCGGUGGAUGUUCAUACUGGCAAAUCUUGGUUUACCUCAUCAUCUCAGUGCAACAAGUCCCUCACGCAAUGUUCAAUCUUUCAGUGGUUUACAUGAUGUAUCAGCCUGAUCAUUGGUGCAAGGUACACUUUACAUCAGUUCCGUUUCUUGAUUUUCUAUUCAGAUUCCAUUUUUCAAUGAGGAGUCGUUCUCUAUCGAAUCGGGAUACACAAACUACACGUGGGAUCAGGUGAUGAAUUCGACCAUCGCGUUUCCGAGAACGUUCAACAAACAACGGAACGAGCUGCAUCAUGACCAGUGUAACUAUUUCGACCGCGACUACGUACAUAUCAAAUUGUCGCCGUGGACUGCGGUCAAAGAUAUGAACGCUACGAGUAAAACAAAGCGUUGUAAAGAGUGGGAGUAUGAUAAAUCGGUACGAGUCGACUCGGAAAUGCGUCGUGUAGUGCAUGUUUUUUUCAAAUUUCAGGUGAUGGAUAGAACUGUGGUAACUGAAUGGAAUCGGGUGUGUGACAACAACUGGAGCCGAGCUCAUGUGCACAUGAGUUACUCUCUGGGUUAUUUAUUGGGUUGCUUCGUCGGCGGGUUUGUUAGUGAUAGGUAAAGGAACCAACCGGACAGGAGAUCUCUGAAAUAGGUUGUUUCAGAUAUGGUCGCAAGACCGCAAUCACCUUAUUCGGCGUCCUCACAAUGUGUUUCGGAUUCUUGCUUACCUACUCAAAGGAGUUCGAAAUCUUUCUUGUUGUUCGAUUCCUGCUUGCCGCUACAAACGAAGCAGCGGAUCUGGCCGCUUACGUUCUUUGCAUGGAAAUCACGGGUACCAAGUACCGUUCGAUUGUCGGCUCGCUCAUCCAAGCUCCAUGGGCGUGUGGCUACGCAUUUCUGGCACUUAUCGCGUACCUCACCAAGUCUUGGACAAUGAUUCAUGUAAUUUUACCCAUAUCAGUUCGAUCACUAAUUAUUUUUUCAGUUGACGUGCGUCAUUCUCCACAUAAUCAGUCUUAUGCUUUUGUAUUUCUUACCGGAAUCACCGAGGUGGUUAAUAUUGAACAAUCGAACAAAACACGCGGAGAAGAUAAUCAGAAAAGCAUGCCAUUACAACAAGAGCCGUCUGCCGAGUGACUUGGGACUUGUUCGACAUGCAGAAAAGAAAAAAUGGAUGCGGCAUAACGAGAAGCCGUCGUAUUUCCAUUUGUUCCGUUCAUCCGAAUUACGAUUCAGAAACGUGGUCUUGUUUAUUGUCUGGGUAAGAUUAAAUUGCACUUUGCAGGUCGCCAGAAUGAUAACAUUAUUACAGAUUGCGACUGCGUUGGUCUACUAUGGAAUGGUCAUUGCACUUUCAGACCAAUCUUCGCCCGGAAGGUCAGUCUUCUGUCUGAUCCAUUUGGAAGAAAACAAUAAUCUUCGCGUUUUUCAGACGAGUUUUCGAUGGUAACUUCUUCCUCAACAAUGCAAUGGCGGGUGCGAUUGAGCUCCCGACCCUUGUUUUCUGUGUGUUUUUGCUGAGAAUGGGAAGAAAAAAGUAUGUUCAUGUACAUAUUAAUUUAAAAACUCUAGUAUUUAGAUCUCAAAUGCUAACGCUGUUUGGAGCUGGAAUUCUGUUGCUGACUUCCGUGAUCAUGAUUCACCGAAAACAAUCAACGGUAGGCGCAUUCAAUGGCAUUAAAAAGUACAAUGCAAAAAUUUUCAGUUUGCCCUCGUCUUCAUGUUGUUGAGUAAAGCUUGCAUCCAAGGAUCCUUCAACAUUCUCUACAUUUUCACAUCGGAACUCAACCCAACGGUUGUGAGAAACAGUGCAGUUGGAAUAUCAUCCAUGAUUGCGAGAAUGGGUGCAGGAGCAUCUGGAUACAUUGCAAUUCUUUCGGACGUCACCAUGCCCCUCGUACCGAUGACUAUUUUUGCCUGUUUCUCACUGUUCGCCGGCUGUCUAGUGCUAUUGCUUCCGGAAACUCAAGGAUUACCACUUCCCGAUACAAUUCUGGUACGUCAUUACAUCCAAUGAUUGCAUUGAUGAGUAAUUAGAUGUGGUCAUUGUCAUUGACACCAGACGAGCAAACAUGAUUUCAGGACUCGGUGCAAAUGGUCAAGAAGAACAGAAAACCGUGUGGAACGCUGCCUGGACAGUUUGUAGCUGCAAAAGACGGCGAAACGGAGCCGUACGGAGGAAAACUCAAACGCCCACCAUCUGAAGAAGACGAAGAAGAAGAGGAAGACGAAGAGUCUCAGAAUACAAUUCCAAAGAAAUCCGCGUAA
This is a messenger RNA of Caenorhabditis sp. 36 PRJEB53466, 2881 nucleotides long. The record is from the annotation of a GenBank genome assembly. NCBI's taxonomy places the organism in Eukaryota, Metazoa, Nematoda, Chromadorea, Rhabditida, Rhabditidae.